This is a messenger RNA of Scutellospora calospora, 209 nucleotides long. Lineage: Eukaryota; Fungi; Glomeromycota; Glomeromycetes; Diversisporales; Gigasporaceae. The record is from the annotation of a GenBank genome assembly.
GUUCAAUUAAAAUUAAGCCAACUUUUAUUUAUCAAUUCAAAAAUCCUCGUAUUCUUCAAGGUGUGAAUAAAGAUGAACUUCCUGUAUUUUAUUACAAUAAUUCAACUGCCUGGAUGACUUCUUUAAUUUGGAAUGAAUUUUUAACUCAAUUAAAUCAGCAAAUGGUUAAUGAAAAUAGGUUUAUUAUUUUGCUUUAUGAUCAAGCAUCG